AUGGAUGAAUCUAAAUUGGUGGAACAUUGCACCUCUAGUGGUAAGUACUACUAUCCGUUUGCUCAUCUUAUGUUACAUAUAUUUACUCUUUUGUCAAACCGGCGUUUCAAACUCGCUUUUUACUCAGCUCCACCGGUUUUAUCAUGUGAUACAUGUUCAGCUGAUCGAGGAGAUAUGUAUCUUUAUGAUCACGGUCUACAUCUUUUUGGGUCAGAUGAUGUCGAUGAUAUGGAUUCACCUCAACCUCAACAAGUCCAAUCGAUUGAGCCACAUUGGAUUCACUUCUUUACUUUGGCAUCUGUGAUUGUUGAAGGUGUUGAUUACUUUUAUUACAACCAAUCACCAUAUCAACAACAAGAGCAAGAUCAUCAUCAUUGUCCACCCAAUCAAUCGAAACCAAUAACUACAUCUAUUGACAAUAUACUCUUCUUUUCAACUACAUUGUACAAUGCCAUCCCAGUGCCAUUACAUCUUCAAGACCAAUUGUGCUGCCGAAAAGAUCAUUGUAUAGGUUAUCUCAGCAUUGAUACAAUUGAUUGUACUGCCGUAAUGGAUCAUAUUGAUUGUUCAUUAUGGGAAUAA
Cavenderia fasciculata is the source of this 582-nucleotide messenger RNA. RefSeq lists its product as uncharacterized. NCBI's taxonomy places the organism in Eukaryota, Evosea, Eumycetozoa, Acytosteliales, Cavenderiaceae. The record is from RefSeq and is a predicted model, not a curated record. Bases 1 to 582 code for a protein of 193 amino acids. The transcript has 9 exons.